CCGAGCUGGGGGUUAGCUGCUAUCGUCUUCCGUGUACCCCGGACGCCGAUCUAGCUUCCUCGCACUCUCUUGAUCAGACAACGUUUGACGAGGUUGCUGUGCGUUCUGGUGUAUGCCUUGCUUCAUGUGCAAGACUGUGGAUCAGUUUGGGGAAUGCCUUUGCCUCCCAUUGCUGGACACCAGCUGCAACAGCUGCGGUUAUCUCAACACAGGAGUAAUUCCGCCCAUCUCCCUCGCAAUGCGAGUUGCCUUCCGCGAGAGACACAGAAUUCCGGGCUCCAUCUUUAAUGACUGCUGCAUCAUGUAUUGGUGCAAUUGCUGUGGGUGGUGCCAGAUAGCGAGGGAGAUGAAAGCGCGCAAGAGCGCCGUGACGGUGAUUAAUGCCAGCACCACCAUGCUGCCCCACCCGACCUAUGUCCCACAGCCCAGCUAUGCCCCCCCGCCCAACCAUGCCCCCCAGCCUGCCUACGUGCCCCCCGCCAACCAAGUGGCACUGCACCCAGCCAAAUGAAGCAAUCAAACCCACCGCAGGACACAGGGCACAGGAGUGAUGUAACAAUGCACGGUUGAAAUACGGAGAAUACUCCACAGCAAAUAUCCGUCCUUCAGCGUCGAUGGGAUGUUACCAUUCCUGUGUAACAUUAAGGGUUACAGCUAAUGUCUUUCUGAAGAUUUCGUCUGGUAAGCGUAGGGGCUCUCCUGAAAGGUCUGUCCAUCGGAUUUCUUUAAUUGUUCUUGUCAUCAUUCCCCGUCUCUUUCUUCAAUGGGUCUUCAUGUUGUCCUGGUGUGUCUCAGUCCUCUCUCUCUCAGAGAGAUAUCAGUACACUGACUGGUGUCUCUCAGUCCCCCCUCUCUCUCUCUCAGGGAGAGAUCUGUACACUGACUGGUGUUUCU
Molecule: messenger RNA, 894 nt
Organism: Rhincodon typus (whale shark)
Lineage: Eukaryota; Metazoa; Chordata; Chondrichthyes; Orectolobiformes; Rhincodontidae
Product: cornifelin homolog
Exons: 3
Coding region: 113-511 (132 amino acids)
Source: RefSeq, a predicted model, not a curated record